GAGGAAGAGGAGGAGAGGCCCCAACUCCAGGUGGUUCCACUGCUCCGGUCGCAGCUCGCCCGGAUCCGCCGGCAUCGCCCGCCCGGAACCCGCAGGUGAGCGGGGAGGGGGAGCUCGCCCCGAACCCAUCGCGGGGGGCUCCGGGAGGGUUUUUUGUGGGGCAGGGGAGGCAAAUCCCAUCGUGUCCUUGUCCUCCCUCGGCCAGAGCAGGAGCUGGGCAUGGAGAGCAGCGAGGACAAAUCCCAUCGUGUCCUUGUCCUCCCUCGGCCAGAGCAGGAGCUGAGCAUGGAGAGCAGCGAGGACAAAUCCCAUCGUGUCCUUGUCCUCCCUCGGCCAGAGCAGGAGCUGGGCAUGGAGAGCAGCGAGGACAAAUCCCCGCGGCGGCAGAACCUGGUGGCAGAGGCCGUUUGGAGCGGCUCCACGGCGCAGGAAGGCAGCGGGGAGGAGAAGCCGCGGAGAUCCCUCAGCAGGAGGGGCUGCAAAGGCAGAGCGCGGGGAUCCGAGGGGGAAAGAGCCAGCCUGGGCCGGGGAGGGGGUCAGAGCUCAGAGCUGGGGGUCCGUGAGCAGCUCCAGGAUGGGGAGAAGCCCCACAAGAGCUCAGAGCUGGGGGUCCGUGAGCAGCUCCAGGAUGGAGGGAAGCCCCACAAGUGCCCAGAAUGCGGGAAGAGCUUCAAGAGAAGCUCCUGCCUGAUUGUCCACCAGAAGAACCACACGAGGCAAGAGGUGAGAUCCGAGGGGGAAAGAGCCAGCCUGGGCCGGGGAGGGGGGUCAGAGCUCAGAGCUGGGGAUCCGUGAGCAGCUCCAGGAUGGGGAGAAGCCCCACAAGUGCUCAGAGCUGGGGGUCCGUGAGCAA
Molecule: messenger RNA, 853 nt
Organism: Haemorhous mexicanus (house finch)
Lineage: Eukaryota; Metazoa; Chordata; Aves; Passeriformes; Fringillidae
Product: zinc finger protein with KRAB and SCAN domains 1-like
Exons: 1
Coding region: 220-795 (191 amino acids)
Source: RefSeq, a predicted model, not a curated record